UUGCAUAACCUGUAGGAAAAUACCAGAAUGGAGUUGCCCAAACCUAUUAUUGAACCCAAAUUAGCUCUAAGCCACACCUUUCCAAGCAAUGCAGAUGAACGUGGAACAGGAGAACCAUCUGACACUGCCUAGACACCGACAGUAGCAGUUGAUACCCCGUGGGAUCAACAAAGGUGCCGUGCAUUCAACAUCAAGCAUCCGCUUUGAGUAUGGAGUUGCUCCUGAGGCAGAAGUGGGAAAUGCCGGAUCUGCUUAUACCUUGGCAAGGUCUCUAAACCGCUGGGAAAUGGCCAUAUGCUUCCUCUUGAUGAUCUUCUUUAUUUGGAUGCCAUUUUUCGCUUCAGCUGCGUUACUAACACCCCCUCAGAAUAUUACAAUUCUGUCCACCAAUAUGAAGCACUUUCUCAUUUGGAGCCCAGUUCCUGAGAUUGCGCCUGGCGAGGUUGUAAAAUACUCCGUCGAAUUUCAAGGGGAAUAUGAGAGAGACUAUGCCAACGACAGCUGGAUCCCCAUUGCAGAAUGCACAGGUGUUAGCGUUACUCAGUGUGAUAUCACAGAAGACAUAUCAGCUACCGUGCCAUAUAAUCUGCGUGUUAGAGCAUCUACAGGGACACAGGCCUCUCUCUGGGCCACACUCAACGGCUUCUUCAAUCGUGUCACAACAUCCCUUAUUCCACCAAUGCUGACCGUCACCACUGAUGGAUAUCACUUGCUAGCAGAAUUAGAACACCUGGGGCCUGCCUUUGAAUUCUGGAUAUUUUACUGGAAGAAGGGCCCAGAACCUACAGUUUACCACAAAGUGGUGAGAGAAAGCACCACCACUGUGCAUCUGAAAACCAUGGAGGCUGGAGCUGAAUAUUGUGUUAAAGCUCAGACCUUUGUGGAAGCGAUCAACAGGAGCAGCAAUUUCAGCGAGGUGCAGUGCGUGAAAUCAGAAGAUGCCAAAGUCAUACUGUUGACCUUUGCCCCGCUCUUCCUGGUUAUUUUUUUUGUGGCUGUUUUGGUCCUUCCUUUUCUUGCUUGGAAAACCUGUCGGAUCUGCCAGUAUUCCUUCUGCCCAGAUGAGGUCCUUCCAGAUACAUUGAAGCUAACAGCAUCACCUGCUAAGAUACUAAAGGAGAGGGGAGAAGAGAUGGAGAAAUGUGAUGAAUCAGUGCAAGUAUUGCCUUCCGAAGACGUUUUGCUUCAUUUUUGGAUCCAUGAAACUCUUUAAUAUCACCCUGAAGACACUAAUUGCAAACUGAGAUUAACAGUCUUGCUCUCCUUCUUGACCCCUCUUCAGGCACACACAAGGUUUCUACCGAGAAGGACAAAUUGCACAAAGAUGGGAACCAAAAUAGAUAUCGGUAUCAGGGAGAGAUUCCAGCAACCUUACUUGACAGAGAAGUGUAGACUGGUUGUG
Messenger RNA from Pseudonaja textilis, 1402 nucleotides. RefSeq names its product interleukin 20 receptor subunit beta (gene IL20RB). NCBI's taxonomy places the organism in Eukaryota, Metazoa, Chordata, Lepidosauria, Squamata, Elapidae. Gene Ontology annotation, cellular component: plasma membrane. Gene Ontology annotation, molecular function: cytokine receptor activity; interleukin-20 binding. The record is from RefSeq and is a predicted model, not a curated record. Gene Ontology annotation, biological process: cytokine-mediated signaling pathway.